UUAAGUGAUUUGUUUAUUAUUUUUGCAGGUUCCAGUGCUGUGAGGUCUGUAUUUGUGCUAAAGGGAGAGGAUCUACUUCUUGAUGUCCAUAAACCUGAACCUCUGGCAGGGAAAUUUGUAUUUGAAUGGAAAUUCCAAAACACAUUCUAUGUCGCAAGAUUAACUAAUGGAUACGUGAGAAUCACAGACAGCUACAAACACAGGGUGAAAUUUUCACAAGAAAAUUACUCUUUGGAGCUGAAGAAUCUACAGAAAGCUGACAGUGGAGUUUAUACUGCAAUAAUGACCGUGACACAAGACCAAAUACUAGCUAAAUACCAAGUCACAGUUCAAGAGCGAGUGUCUCCAGUUCAGCUGACAGUGAACUCCUCCAGCUCAGACUCCUGUGACGUCACUGUGACCUGCAGCAGUCAGGACUCUUCCAUCAGCAGCACUUUGACAUGUGACAGAGGAGACUGCUCUCUGGAAGGAGGAGAGAGGUCGGAGGUCACAGCCUCUGCUGCCUCCCUCAGAAUCUACCUGCUGAAUGGGUCAGUCACCUGUAACCAUAGCAACCAGGUCAGCUGGAGAGAGGACAGGAAGGAGAUUGAUCCUCUCUGCUUGCUCAGCUCUGGUCCAGUGAGUCUCCCUGGUACCUGCUAUCUUGUGAGGACGGUCGUGCUCUCUGUCGGUCUGGUCAGCAUGGUAGCUGCUGUGAUCACCGUCAACCUCAGAGCGCAGGAGUGAAUCAACAGC
This is a messenger RNA of Myripristis murdjan (pinecone soldierfish), 735 nucleotides long. RefSeq lists its product as uncharacterized. The annotation marks the transcript as partial. NCBI's taxonomy places the organism in Eukaryota, Metazoa, Chordata, Actinopteri, Holocentriformes, Holocentridae. The record is from RefSeq and is a predicted model, not a curated record. The transcript has 3 exons. Gene Ontology annotation, cellular component: membrane.